UUGAGUGGUGACUUGAAGCUCAAAAAAUGGCAAGUUUAUCCCAAUUCUCCUUUUCGCAUAUGCUUGUCUUCAUUCUACUUGCCUUCUUUUGUUUCUCCAACCUGUGCUUCUGCUUCAAACCCAAACAUUUCAAUCUAUCCACUCAAGCUGUGCAUUGGUCAUCCGCCGGCGCUACUUGGUACGGUAGCCCUGAUGGUGCCGGAAGUGACGGAGGAGCCUGCGGAUAUGGAAACAUAGUGUCACAAGCACCAUUUUCUUCUCUUGUCACUGGAAUUGGCCCAUCCCUCUACAACUCAGGCAAGGAAUGUGGAGCUUGCUAUAAGAUAAAAUGUACAAAGCACCCGAUGUGUUCCGGCAAACCGGUGAGGGUCGUUAUCACUGAUUUUUGUCCCGGAGGCCCAUGCGCAUCGGAAUCAGCUCACUUCGAUCUAAGUGGAACAGCAUUUGGUUCCAUGGCCAUCCCGGGUGAAGAAAAUAAACUUCGCGAUGCAGGAGUAUUACAAAUUCGAUAUGCAAGGGUUGCGUGUGAUUAUUCGGGGAAGACCAUCAUGUUCCAUGUGGAUCCGGGGUCCAAUCACGAGUAUUUCGCGGUGGUGGUCGAGUUCGAAGAAGGAGAUGGAGAUCUUGCUAGGGUUGAUCUGCUGCAAGCAUCAAGUGAACCUGAUGAAUGGUGGGAGAUGAAUCAAUCAUGGGGUGCAGUGUGGCAAUUGAAUGCUGGUACAGAAUUGCAUCCUCCAUUUUCAAUCAGGUUGACAUCUCAAUAUUCUGGCCAAACCCUGGUGGCGAAAAAUGUAAUUCCGAUUGGUUGGCAGCCUGGUGCUACUUAUAGAUCCCUAGUUAACUACCUUUGAUUAUAUAAUACAUAGUAAUAGGUGUUUUCACUUUUCAUCAGUGCAUAUUAGAGCAUGUUUGGUUGUGCUUCUUUUAAAGAAGAACGAGUUUUUUUUCUCGACAAUACUGUCACACUUGAUACUUACCCUGUCGAGAAAAGCUGCUUUUUAUGUUAAGCCAAACAUAUGUGCUCUUAAUUGUGUGAAUGCAUGAGAGAUGUCUUUUAAUGUCA
Molecule: messenger RNA, 1063 nt
Organism: Olea europaea var. sylvestris
Lineage: Eukaryota; Viridiplantae; Streptophyta; Magnoliopsida; Lamiales; Oleaceae
Product: putative expansin-B2
Exons: 4
Coding region: 27-851 (274 amino acids)
Biological process (GO): sexual reproduction
Cellular component (GO): extracellular region
Source: RefSeq, a predicted model, not a curated record